CGACGACAAGAGAAUGUGGAGGGUCAGUUCUUUGUUGACCAAACCUGCAUCGACUGCGAUACAUGUCGCUGGAUGGCCCCCGCCACCUUCAGCCGCGUGGGCCGCCAGAGCGCUGUGGUGGCGCAACCCGCGGACAGGGCGGGGCGAGUGCAGGCGCUGAGGGCCCUCCUGUCGUGCCCCACUUACUCGAUCCACGUGACCAACCGCUCUCCGGACGAGCUCCGGGAGGCCCAGGAGGGCCUACCGGCCCCGGGUACGACAACCAGCGCGGAAGGAGUGUACUACACGGGGUGGUCGGCGGUGUCGUCCUUUGCGGGCUGCGCUUACCUCGUCGUACGGCCGGCCGGCAAUAUCCUCGUGGACGUCCCGCGCUACAACCCCGUGCUCGCUCGCCGUAUCGAGGCGCUGGGGGGCGUCAAGUACAUGUUCCUGACCCACCGCGAUGACGUGGGCGGACACGAGGACUGGGCCCGGCACUUCCGCGCCACUCGCAUCUUGCACGAGCUGGAGGUCAAUGAGGAGCAGGCAACCGACACAGCGGGAGCAACUGGCGCCGCUGACGGCGUCGACGACGAGGCCGAUGUGACGUUCAUCUUCACACCGGGUCAUACCGAGGGCCACGUGUGUCUGUACUACGCGCCGUACAAGGCGCUGUUCACCGGAGACCACCUGUGUUCCGCGUCGGGUAAGGACGAGCUCUACAUCUUCAACAAGUUCAACUGGUUUAGCGUCUCCGAGCAGCUCCGUUCCGUACACAAGCUACUGCAGUUCGACUGGCUACAUGUAUUGCCAGCCCACGGUCGUAGGGCCCACCUGCGAGACGCCGCCGCCCGACUGGCGGCCGUCAGCAACCUUCUGUCG
Molecule: messenger RNA, 861 nt
Organism: Volvox carteri f. nagariensis
Lineage: Eukaryota; Viridiplantae; Chlorophyta; Chlorophyceae; Chlamydomonadales; Volvocaceae
Exons: 9
Source: RefSeq, a predicted model, not a curated record